This is a messenger RNA of Cuscuta epithymum, 557 nucleotides long. The record is from the annotation of a GenBank genome assembly. NCBI's taxonomy places the organism in Eukaryota, Viridiplantae, Streptophyta, Magnoliopsida, Solanales, Convolvulaceae.
AUUUUUUUUAUCAUAAGAAUGUGUAUAUUAAAUAAUCAGACUCAGAGACAUUCGUCUUACAAAACGUAAUAUGACUCGUUGAUCCUAUAAUGAGCAUAAUUAAUGCAAAGACGGUCAAAAUAGACUUUCCAUCACCCGAAAAAAAAAAAACUACUUCCAACACACACAAAAAAACUAAAAGAAAGCCACAACUAGUGGAGGUAAACUACUUUCUCGCUGAUCCUUCCAUGUGCCCCGAAUCCGAUCGGUCUUCUCCUUCCAAGGAAUUCAUUCACCAAGGAAUCUAUUCUCCAAAAGCUUCAUGGAAAUAUGAAGGAGCAGGCCAGGACCAGGCCAUCUAUCAUCUUUGGUCAAAACAUUCAAACAUCUAUGCCAGAGUUGGGUUUCAUGGUGUGUGGGCUGUGACACACUUUUUGGGUGUAUUGUGUGCUUUGAUGGAACUAACAGCGGGGCUAAGACUUGCUGCUGGUCGGGGAAUAUGACGGACACAAUUAAAUCAUGUCGUUUUGAUAUUACACUAAACUAACAUUUUUAAGAAAAAAGUGAGGCGCUAGUUG